Linum tenue is the source of this 282-nucleotide messenger RNA. Lineage: Eukaryota; Viridiplantae; Streptophyta; Magnoliopsida; Malpighiales; Linaceae. The record is from the annotation of a GenBank genome assembly.
AAGGCCGCCUUCGCCGACGCAGGCAGAUCGAUUUUCCACUCGUCGUCCUCCGCUCGCAGUGCGGCUGCCCGUUUUGCCUCGCAAACCAAGGCCGCUCCAAAAUCCGCUCCAACUUCAUCAUUGAGUGCUUCCGCCAGCAAGCCCCUGGUACGCAGGCUUCCAGUCGAGAUGAGCACUGCGGUGGAAUCCAUGUUGCCUUACCACAUUGCUACUGCCUCAGCAUUGAUGACCUCGAUGCUUUCCAUCUCUCAGCGUGGCUAUGGAUGGCUUCCUGAAGGUUAA